Molecule: messenger RNA, 393 nt
Organism: Bipolaris sorokiniana ND90Pr
Lineage: Eukaryota; Fungi; Ascomycota; Dothideomycetes; Pleosporales; Pleosporaceae
Exons: 1
Coding region: 90-380 (96 amino acids)
Source: RefSeq, a predicted model, not a curated record
GGAAAGGGUGGAAGUGUCACCGGGUUGUCCUGGCGUUAGGUAUAGGGGGCUUCUGUCGUGUUUCACCUGAAAAGAUCCAGUGACAGGGUAUGCACGUCGACUAUGGCGUAUUUCGCAAAGUACAGAAGAAGUCGAAGUGCUUGUGCAUUAUGAUUGUGUGCGCGUGCCCCUCUCGGGACAUGGAUGUCGAGUACAUGUGUUUGAAAUGCGUCGAGGCGGGUUUGUAUUCGGUGCGACGCGCAGACAGACGGCACAGCACAGGAGAGGCGACAAGAUUUGUUACAUGCACCUUCUGCUGGUAUGUGUAUUUAUUUUUGUUCCUAGAUAACGUCAUGUACGACUCCCAUGUGGGAUGCGAGAUCAGAGCCAAAGAAGGGUGAGCGACAUGUCAGA